Messenger RNA from Pelecanus crispus (Dalmatian pelican), 7435 nucleotides. The record is from RefSeq and is a predicted model, not a curated record. NCBI's taxonomy places the organism in Eukaryota, Metazoa, Chordata, Aves, Pelecaniformes, Pelecanidae.
GUGAUAUAGAAUGGAUUACAAAUAUCCCACCCAAUGUGGAUUUGAAAUUAAAAGAAUACGUGUUCCCCGAACACUUAGCAUAUGUGGAGCUAGUAUACAAUUCUGGAUCUAAUAAUGCAACAGUGAGGACUCGUAAGCCACUGGAUGUUGAUUCUAUUGAGAGCGACCAUCUCUUUUAUACUGUGGUUUGCAAAAGGCUUGAAACGACUAAUGAGAUAGAGAAUGCACGGGACUUGGCCUUAGAAGACGUAAAUGACAAUUCUCCACACUUUAAAGAACGUCACUAUAAUGCUUCAGUAUCAGAGGUAUCUGCAAUAAAUUUCACAGUUAAAAAAGUGGAAGCUCUGGAUAAAGAUUUUUCACCUUUCUGGAGCCUCGUUACUUACAGUCUUUGGGGUCCAAACUCUGAUUACUUUUAUAUAAGGGAAGGAGAUGGAACUAUCAUGGUGAAUAAAACAUUGGAUUACAACAAGAUCAACCUUUUCAAUUUAACAGUCCAAGCAAAGGAAAAAUUUGGAAACAACAGGGAUACUGCAUCAUUACUGAUUAAUGUACAAGAUUAUGAUACACUGAACCCCUAUUUCAGUCAAUCAGUGUACAAUGGAAAAAUCCGUGAAAACCAGGUGGGUCCUCUGGCUGUUCUCCCAGAGAAGAUAUUGGCUAAAGAUGGAGACACUGGUAUAAAUGAAAAAGUAGUUUACAGCAUCAAACUAGUGAAACCCCCGGCCUAUAGCAAUACCUUUUCAAUCAAUGCAGACACUGGAGUGCUGGAAGUAAAGACUGCAGUUGACAGAGAAGAAUGUUCUUCUCUUGUUGUGGGCAUUCAGGCAACUCAGCAAGACAAUGUUUUCAAAACAGCUGAUGCAGUAGUGCUGGUUACUAUUGAAGAUGAGAAUGACAACCUUCCGGUAUUGUCACAAUCAAGUUACAAUGUCUCAAUUCUAGAAAAUUUCCCAAAUGGGAUGGAAGUUCUUCGAGUAACAGCUAUUGACAAAGAUGAGGGAGGCUUCCAGGGAACAUUCACUCUCACGCCAGCUGACAGUCCCUUCCAGCUAAGCCAAGCUGGGAUCCUAACUGUGAGGAACUCCACGCUGUUGGAUAGGGAGAGAAUACCAUCUAUUCACCUACAGGUCACCGCUAGAGAUCAUUUGUCACCUUUCAGUGAGGUACCCUCUACAAUCAACAUACUGUUGCUAGAUGAAAAUGACAACAGCCCAACCUUUAGAGGCACGCCAUAUAAACAAGAUAUUUUCCUCAACAUGACUGCAGGAAUGUCCGUUCUUCAGGUUGCUGCUGAUGAUCCGGAUGAUGGUAUAAAUGGAGAGAUAAGCUUUAUCUUAGCUGGUGGCAAUGAAGAUGGAUACUUUGAAUUGGAUACAUCCACAGGACAAAUCAGUUUAAAAACAGUAAUCCCAUUAGGAGUCAACCAGCUUAGGAACUUUGUCUUGUGGAUAACAGCUAUUGAUGGUGGGACGACUCCAAGAAGUUCAUCAGUGCCAGUACAAAUCUUUGCAGUUGGAGAUUCCAGACCACAGUUUAUUCAGAAAACAUAUAACGUGUCUGUGGAAGAAGAGCUAGUCAGUCCUGUUGAAGUAGCAAGAGUAGAGUAUAAGUCUUUAAAUCCCCAUAUACCAGUUACGUUUCGAGUACUGACGGAAUCUGCUACAUUUGACAUCGAUGUCAAUGGAAUCAUCUCGACAAAAACCAAACUGGACUAUGAAUCCCAGAAUAAUUAUAUCCUACAUAUUUCCUUGUCGGAUGGAAAUGCUACUGACUAUGCUGCAGUGUUUAUCAAAGUUACAGAUGUCAAUGAUAACAGUCCUGUGUUUGGCAUAACCAGCACUACCAUUACCAUUCUGGAGGACGUACCAGCUGGAACUAGUAUUACCAGAGUGUCUGCUACGGAUGUGGAUGAGGGCUUUAAUGGAUUAGUGGUUUAUAGUCUGAAAGGUGGACAAGGAAAAAUAGAUAUUGACACCUCAGGAUUAAUUUUGCUGGAAGAGAAAUUGGACAGAGAAACACAAGGCUUCUAUAACUUAACAGUGAUUGCCAGUGACCAAGGCCAACCCGUGCUGUCUACAGCUCUCAAUUUGACAGUCAUCAUUGACGAUGUGAAUGACAACCCUCCAGUCUUCUCAUCAAGUAGAUAUGAAGUGAGUGUCCCUGAAGACGAAGUGCUUGGAAGGGCACUGCUGACAGUAUCUGCUACUGAUUUGGAUGCUGGGGCCAAUGCUCUCGUGAAGUACAGAAUCGUUAGCCAGCAACCUCCAACCUCCUCGCCGGUGUUUCUUGUCGAUUUGACCACAGGCCAGCUCAGCCUGAGCCAGCAGCUGGAUUAUGAAACCAUAAAGCGAUUUGAAGUAGAAGUGGAGGCAUCGGAUGGAGGGCAGCCAAGUCGCAGUGCUAAAACACUUGUUGUUGUGCAUGUACUAGAUGUCAACGAUAACCCACCAGAAUUUAAUCAGGCAGCUUAUGAAAUAUUUGUGUUCGAAAACCUACAAAAGGGUAGUCCCAUCUACACAUUCAGUGUUACUGACAAGGACGAGGCUGGCUUUUCUCAGGGACACUUUAUUCAUAACAGUACUUUGUUUACUGUGGAUAUGCCUGGAAUACUUUCAUUAAGGAAUGACACAGAACUGGACAGGGAGACUACAUCUGGAUUCACUUUACAAGUAUGGGCAGUCGAUGAUGAAACGAAUGGGCUUAAUUCAAGUGCCUUGUUCCACAUCACUGUUCUGGAUGUCAAUGAUCAUAACCCUGAGUUUCAGAUGCAGCCAUACAGUUUUGCAGUUCUGGAAGCAGAUUACAUGUUAGGUGCUCCUGCUAGAGUUGGACAUGUGACUGCUACUGAUUUGGAUGAGGGAGAGAAUGCACGAAUUACUUAUUACUUAUCAGCUGAGGAUGGGGAUAAUCCAUAUAGCAUCCAACAGGAUGGAACCAUUUCGGUUAAUGGCUAUGUAGACCGAGAAACUAAAGAGAAGUAUGAGCUGCUGUUGGUGGCAUCUGAUAACGGAGUACCUCAAAGGCAGAAUUUCACAUAUGUCAGCAUUCAAGUAUUAGAUGUGAACGAUAACCCUCCUCAGUUUACGAAAGCACAAUACUCGGCCAAUGUACGUGUAGCAACAGCAAAAGAAGGACUGUCUGUACUAUCCGUGUCUGCUAUUGACCUUGACAUUGGGAACAAUUCUGUUAUUUCAUACAGCCUCAUGAACCAUUUGGAUGAUUUCCGUAUAAAUAACCACACCGGAGAAAUCACCCUCAGCAAUAACUUGGAACAUAUCAAAGCUGACACAGUUGUUCCACUGAUAGUUAUUGCUGCUGAUCAUGGAGUUCCUCAGCUUAUAUCAAAUGUCUCUGUUACUCUCUACUUGCUGGUAAACGACGUGAGCUUCGGACUGACUUUUGAUAGCUCCAGCUAUGAGUUCAGCAUUCAAGAAGCUGAACCAGGUGGGACUGCUAUUGGCUCUGUGAAGGCUCUGACUGGAAGCAUAGCCGUACAAGUAGUGUACUCUCUGAAGUCGCAUGGUGACAAGUUCUCUAUUAGUGACCAAGGAGACAUUGUGGCUCUUGCCAGGCUAGAUCGAGAAGAAAAUGACCUAUACAGCAUCAUCGUAGAAGCUGUUGAUUCUGUGGUGCCACCCAAUACAGCUGUUGCUUUGGUAACUGUGAGAGUAAACGACAUCAACGACAAUCCUCCAGUUUUCUCAACAUUGAUUCAAACUAACCUAUCAGCUUCUGAGAAUGCAGCUAGUCUAGACUUGGGCGUAUUUUCUGCUACUGAUCUGGAUAUAGGAGUUAAUGCACUUAUAAGCUACUCUCUGCAAGACGAUUUUGCUGGAGUGUUCCAUAUUAACAGUUCUACUGGCAAGCUGAUGGCAAAAAAAUCCUUAGACAGAGAGAUGAUGGAGAGUUAUGAAUUGAAAAUAAUAGCCACUGAUUCUGGCAAACCGUCGCAAUCUGCAAGCUUAGUUCUGAGCAUCACCGUAGAAGAUGCGAAUGACAACCCACCAGUGUUCCCCCAGAAAUCAUACUCCGUGACCGUAAAAGAGAAUGAGCCUCCACAUGUGAUUUUGAGUGCAGCAGCCACAGAUGAAGAUAUAGGGUACAAUGCCAUUAUUCAUUAUGCCAUAAUUGGAGAUACUUCUUCAUUUCAUGUUGGAGAACUUUCUGGAAAUAUUACAACUCUUCAACCUCUGGACUAUGAGAGUCGUUCCCAGUAUACAUUUAUUCUGAAAGCUUUCAAUCCUGGAGACCCCUAUCUUCAGGACACUGCAAACAUUACAGUUACCGUGGAAGAUGCUAAUGAAGAAGGACCCAUAUUUGACAUGCCCUCAUAUUACCAGAUCCUUCUAGACAAUUCUACAGCUGGCACACUGGUAGUAGAUAUCAAUGCAACAGAUGAAGGCAAGGGUUAUGAUGAAGGCAUUUUCUACAAUAUUUCAGGAAACUCAGAAGGCCUCUUCAGUCUUUCCAGUAGCACAGGAGAACUCAGGUUAACAAGAGACUUACGCAAACAGACUGUUCCCCUGCAUUACUCCUUGACGGUCACUGCUACGGAUUUGGGUCUGCCACCUCUUUCAACUUCUGUAAAGGUGUCAAUCGUGAUAGCUCCCAUGAACAUUUCAUUCCCGGUGUUCUCUGAAGCAGUCUAUAAGCCUGCCCCUCUGAGUGAGAAGACGCUGCCCGAUACAUUUGUUGUACAGAUCAGUGUGUUGUAUAAGGUCCCUGUGAUAUACAGUAUUGUAUCUGGAGAUGGAAAGGGGUAUUUCAUUAUCAAUUCAUCCACUGGUGUUGUAAGAACAAGAAAGAAUUUGAAACCGGAAGAUUUUCCAGUCACUUUCAAUGUGCAAGCAACAGAUUCAUCUAAUCCUGGCAUAUUUAGUGACGUUUCUGUGAAUGUGGAAGUUAUUGAUGAAAAUGAUUUCCCUCCGGUUUUUCCAUCUUCUCUGCUAGAAAAAAGAUUGGAAGAGAAUUUACCUGCUACUCAGAUCGUCCAGCUGAAAGCUCAGGAUAGCGACACAGGUAGAAAUGGUUUCCUAACAUAUGGCAUUCUCAGUGGAGACGGACCAAAAUUCAGGAUAGAUGAAGCAACUGGAAUUCUUUAUUCCACUGCCUCCUUUGAUUAUGAAGAGGAACCUACAGAGUAUCAGGUUGUGAUAUAUGCUGAAGAUGAUGGAAUCCCUGAGAAGAAAAGAGGUUACUGCACAGUUGUCAUAAAGAUCACUGAUGUUAAUGACUGGCCACCUGUCUUUGAUCCAGUGACUGAAUUCAGGGUAAAUGAAAAUGCGCCUGUGGGAUUAAUAGUUGGAAAACUCACAGCAACGGACAGAGACACAGGAGACAAUGCCUUUGUUCUAUAUAGCCUUACAGGUGAUGGAGGAAAUAUAUUUGAAAUAGAUGAGAUACGUGGUAACAUUAAGAUAAAGAACUCUCCAGACUAUGAAACCAUGAAUAAUUACAGCCUUACAGUGAAUGCAGUCAACAAUAAAUCUGCCCCUUUCCUUCAGGCAACUACUCAUGUCACUGUUCUAGUGAUUGAUGUGAAUGAUAACGCUCCAGUAUUUGCUCAGAAUUCCUAUUCCGCUUCUGUCAACAUGAUUAAUCCUGUAGGUGCUCAUGUCAUAACUGUGAGCGCUACCGACAAGGAUCAGGGACAAAAUGGCCUUAUUGAAUACUACAUCCUCCCUGAUCAAGAAUUCAGCCCAUUCUUCCUGAUAGAAGAUACAAGUGAGGGGAAAAUAAUUACAACAGGAAACCUGUCUAGAUCUGGAGAGAUCCAUUUAACAGUGAUGGCUAAGGACAAAGGCUCUCCAUCUUUAAAUGACACUGCUGUGAUUACUCUUAAUGUGUUUGACAACCGUCCAUUUGUUCCACAGUUUAACGAGAGCGAAAUGAGCACUUCCGUUUUGGAAAACACAGGAGUGGAUUAUUUAAUUUACACUUUUACUGUGGUCGAAACUUUAGGAAAACUGAUUGAUUAUACAGUCAUAUCUGGCAAUGAAAAAGGUCAUUUUAGAUUGGAUCCGAAAAGUGGUCAGCUGAGAACAGCAAUUAAUUUGAACUAUGAGGAAGUUUCUCAGUAUGUGAUUUUAGUUGAAGCAAAUGAAAAUCUCUCAUCUGUCGCGGAAGUCCAGCGUUCAGGUCUGUUUGCUCAAAAUGUGGCAAUGCUGACAAUCUCAGUGCAGGAUGUAAAUGAAGAGCCAGCAUUUUUGAGUAACGCCUACUCUGCUCGGAUACCGAACUCUGUGCCGUACAAGUACCCGGUUAUUAGAGUCCAGGCCACAGAUCCAGAUUCAGGAGACAACGGACUUCUGCUGUACAGCCUAGUGAAUAAUCAAACGAAGGAAUUUGACAUCGAUGAAAACACAGGGCAGAUUUUUACAGUUUCUGUAGCAGGAAAGGAUGGAACAUUUUAUCUGGAAGUCCAAGCUGCAGACCAAGGCACAAGAAGACUCACAGCCCGGACAACAGUCAGCGUAACCGUUGAUUCCAGUUCCAGUAACAACAUCGUGGUGGUGGUACUUAAUCAGAAGAUCAAUGUUGUUGAAAGAAACGUUGCUGAAGUAAAAAGGGUCCUGGAAAAUAAACUCGCCUGGAAUGUGUACAUUGUUGACAUUUUUUCCAAUGAGUUUGAAAGAAAAGCAAGAAGCAGCACUGAUGUAACCUAUGUAAAAAUUAUUGCUUUUGAUGAGGCAAACCGGGAAGUAUCUGCAGAAGAUGUAAAAAGAAAACUUAGGGAGCAGAAGAGCAACAUUGAGAUAGAACUGGAGAAAAUAUUUUCAACGUCUGUUACUGCUGCCAUAGAAGAGGUUCCGGCAGACUCAGCAACUCCUGAACUCAUUGCCACGAUCGUGCUCAGCGUUCUGCUAGCCUGCACCCUCAUAGCCAUCCUCGUAUAUGCACUCUUUACUUUAAGAAGGAAAAGAAAGCAUAAGCAACACUAUUUGGUUAAGAAGCAAGCUGAAAUUACGGAGGGUAUUGAUAAUCCCUGUGCCACUGACACAAAUGGAAGUCUGAAAAGCUUGAAGAAACUAGAGCACACAAAUAAUGUGAAAACUGAAAUAAUAGCGUUUAGCAACAUGGAAGACAUCAAAGGAGGUGAUGCUGACAAAGACGUAAUUCAGGCUGAUGAAAAAUGCAAUUACCUUGAGACACUACUGUUAGAUUACAACGGCGAACACAAAGAAAAUGGAGCAUCUGAAAAAGCCGCCGAAUAUAGAAAUGCAGAUGCCCAGCCCACUGCAGAAUUCACAACAAAACAGGAUUGCGUUCUGACAGAUACAAAUCACAAGUCAGCUCUGUCCUUAACACCUGGUCCCACAACGCCUGCCCCUGACAAAGAACUGAAAGGAGUAAAAUUUUCGGAAGUGGCAAUUAUUUUGGACGCCGAGUCUGAAGCUGAUGAGCCUGACGAUAACGAUCUAUUUUUUUCAUC